CAUUACUUCCGGUUAUUAACAGACGAAGUUCGAAAAUGUUGAUGAUGUCUGACAUGGGAUGCUGAAGUAUCAAUAAUGGGAAACCAGUUGACAGGGAUAGCACCGUCUCAGAUCCAGCCGGUGGAGCAGUACCUCAAUGAUAUAGCAGAGUAUGAUUUUGAAACAAGCCUUGGAAGCACGAGAUUCUUCAAAGUAGCUAGAACUAAAACAAAGGAGGGAUUGGCAGUGGUCAAAGUGUUUGUGAUACAUGAUCCUUCAUUACCACUCGCAGAACACAGAACUAGGUUAGAGGAUAUUCGUCUUCGGCUCCAUGGAACUUCAAACUGUUUGCCUUUCCAAAAAGAUGUGCAAUCGGACAAAGCAGCCCUAUUGUUCCGUCAGUAUAUCAAAGACAGUCUAUACGAUCGUAUCAGCACACGGCCAUUCCUUAACACCAUGGAGAAAAAGUGGCUGGCCUUUCAGUUGUUAUGUGCCUUAAACCAAUGCCACAAACUAAAGGUGUGUCAUGGAGACAUCAAGGCAGAGAAUGUGAUGGUGACGGGAUGGAACUGGUUAUUACUCACCGACUUUGCCAGCUUUAAACCUACAUACUUACCAGAGGACAAUCCAUCUGACUUCUCAUACUUCUUUGACACAUCACGAAGACGGACAUGUUACAUUGCUCCAGAAAGGUUUGUGGAGGGUGGCCUGAAGAACCUCGAGAGUGGAGGACAGACUGGUAACCUUGACCUUGCCUCUACCAGUGAGGUGAAGGCCGGGGAGCUGGCCCCACCCAUGGACAUAUUCUCAGCAGGGUGUGUGAUUACGGAGCUGUUCACUGAAGGUACGGCCCCGUUCGACCUCUCACAGCUGUUAUCGUAUAGACAUGGCGAGUACAGCCCGUGGAAAGUUCUGGAGAAAAUAGAAGACACAAGCAUUCGGGACCUGGUACGACACAUGAUAAAAAAGAACCCAGCACACCGGAUGUCUGCUGAGGAAUACCUUAUACAACAGAGAGGGAAAGCUUUCCCGGAAUAUUUUUAUACAUUCCUUAAACUUUACGUACAGAGAUUCGCUACAACACCUAUACUUCCUCCAGAUGACCGGAUCAACAGAUUGAAGCGAGACUACGAUCAAAUUGUGAAGAACCUAUGUCUGGACGAAAAGAAUCUUGACCAAAAUACAGGACUAGUGUUGAUUAUAUGUCUGUUGGGGUCCAGUGCUAGAAAACUACACUUUUGCAGUACAAAGUUGAUUGCGUUAGAACUCUUGCUGAAGUUUUCCAAGUUUCUCACACCAGAUGUCACUCUGGACAGAAUCAUUCCAUAUAUGUUGUUUUUCACAAAUGACCGAUCAGCGCGAGUGAGAGCGGAGACGAUCAGAGCUAUAACACAGUGUUUGGUUGGUAUAAAGUCUGUCCCUCGGAGUGAUGCUAAUGUUUUCCCGGAGUAUAUUUUCCCUAAUUUGACACAUCUGACACAAGAUCCUGCUACUAUGGUAAGAGCUACGUAUGCCGAGAACAUCGCUCAGCUGGCGGAGACGGCUCUAGGUGUACUGGAAAUGAUGCAACUACAAGAACUGGAGGAGAGUGUUGAGAACGAGAACGUAGAUUCUGAGGGCGCCCUCUUUCAGGCCAGCUAUGACAUGGAGCUGCUGUCACUGCAGGAAACUAUACAACAGAAGGUCGUGACAUUACUUAGCGACUCGGACAACGUAGUGAAGCAAGCUCUCCUGGAGAAUGGGAUCACUAGACUCUGUGUGUUCUUCGGCAGGCAGAAAGCAAAUGAUGUUCUGUUAUCACACAUGAUUACGUUCCUCAAUGACAAGACUGACUGGCAUCUGCGUGGUUCAUUCUUCGGUAACAUAGUGGGUGUGGCAGCUUAUGUCGGCUGGCAAAGCUCCUCGAUUCUUAAGCCUUUACUGGAACAGGGCCUAAGUGACCCAGAGGAGUAUGUGGUACAUAAGAGUCUGGGUGCUCUGAAGUCUUUAACAGAACUGGGACUGAUUCAGAAGACAAUGCUCCAGGAGUUUCUACAUGAGAUAGUGCCUUUCCUGGCCCACCCUGGGAUCUGGAUCCGCCAGGGAGCUGUAGGGUUUAUCUCAGCUCUAUCAAAGACGUUUAACAUUGCAGACAACCACUGUAAACUACUGCCCAGUCUCCAGCCGUUCAUUAACCAACCUAUACUACAGGUGGAUAAAGAGAUAUACCUGUUGAAUGCUCUGUCGGACCCAGUACCUAGACCAGUGUUUGACUAUGUGCUGAGAUCUAACACGCUUGACCGGCUAUUUGACAUGCUCCAGAAGAGACAGUACAUGAGGAGACAUGGACACAAGCUGUCCUACCCUGAACUGGACGAGACCAUGUCACUGAUUUUCAGGAAGCUGAUAUCAUUUGGUAUGACCGAGGCACAUGAAGACAAAGUCUUUGCUAUGAAGGAAUACAUUUUGAAACUACACAGAGCCAGAGCUGGAUCAUCAGAAAACAACAGUUCUAGUGAGUCCAGUGACAGCUUUAAAUCAGGAAUGCUAUCUAUAGUUGGAAUGGGUCGGAGCAUAACACGCAGACAUGCUGAUUUACUGAAACCCAAGGAAAGCAAGGACACUCCUGCGACACCCCCACGAAGGAAGAAGAAGGUGCCCUCAGUUGAACCAUCAGUUUCUAUGAAUGCUGAAUGGAAAAGCAUGUUUGGUUCUAAUGAGUCUGCAGCAUCUCUCGGCUCUUCCCCUAAGUUGAAAUCAUCUGUGAAGUUGGACACACCAGACAAACGGUCUGUACUUACAGCUAGUACUGUCAGCCAAUCAUCUUCAUCCUCCUCAGGCAGUUUUGUCACCAUGUCACCAGGGCAGGUGAUGCUGUCAGAUCUGUCUAAAUCCUCACUGUCACAAAACCCAGAGAAAAGCUCCUACACGAGAUAUCAUCCAUGUAAGUUAGACCUACGUAACUUGGUCCACAAGCGGCGGGACCAGUAUUCCUCAGACGUACUCACCAAGGACCUACUCGAGAAUAUCGCCUGGGAAAGUCGACCCCCACCCAGUAACUGGAAACCCAAGGGACUCUUAGUAGCUCACAUGCAUGAACAUCGGGCAGCAGUCAACAGGAUACAAGUCUCACAUGACCACUUAUACUUUGCUACUGGAUCAAAUGAUGGCAAUGUGAAGAUCUGGGAGUGCGAGAAACUUGAAGGCAAAAGUGUGGCUAACCGGUCAAAACAGACUCUCAACAAACAAGGUGGCCACAUAAAGAGUUUGGUGUUCUGUGAAGGCUCACUGUCCCUUGCAUCUGCCUCUGAUAAUGGAACUAUAUACCUUUACAGAAUCGAGACAGGAAAAGCCAAUCUGAUCAAUGACAUACAAGUCAGCAAGGAAGAUUACGGUCAAGUGGUGGAUAUCACACAUUUUGAUACAGGUGCUCAGUCUGUGCUGGCUUAUGCUACAGUGAAUGGUUACCUGAUUGGACGAGACCUUCGCUGUAAUGAGGAGGUGUGGCGGCUAAAGAAUGAUCCAAAAACAGGUCUUAUCUCGUCCUUCGCGGUCCACCACUCUCAGUGCUGGCUGGCUGUGGGGACGAGUAGUGGUACACAUGUAUGCUGGGACCUAAGGUUUCAGCUUCCUAUAACCUCCAUUACUCACCCUACCGGAGCCCGUGUCCGCAAACUCAUAGUCCAUCCCAAAGAGCAGUCCUGGAUCAUAUCUGCCACUCAGGGUAACAAUGAGGUGUCGAUGUGGGAUGUGGAGACUGGCGCCAGGCAGAAGGCUCUUUGGGCCAGUACGGCACCUCCUCUUUCUCAGAACCAGACUAGUAGCCAUUCCAUCUACGGUAUGCACAUGGCGGUGACGGACAACAAUGUGUUUAUGCUGACCGGUGGUUCAGAUAUGAGGGCACGAUUCUGGGACAUCACAUACCCAGCUAACUCAUUCAUACUAGCCUCAGCCGCAGGAGACAACCAGCACACUGGGGCCAGCUACAGAUCAAGGUUAAUAGAUGGUACAGAGGUCAUACAAGAAACCUACACCAAGAAGCAGGUUAGCAAUGACGACAUUCCACGUCGGGGACCAGAAGCUCCGUCACAAGGUCACCAUGACAUCAUCAGUGACAUCAACCUUUGUCAGACAUCACAGUGUCUCGUCAUCACAGCGUCCCGCGAUGGUGUGGUCAAAGUCUGGAAAUGAGGAGACAAUCGUGAAAUAAAGAAAACUUAGUGUCAUGAGGAUAUGAUGUCUGAAGUGUCAUCAAAAAUAGGAAAUGAGGACAUCUUACUGUCAUCAAUGUGUUUUUUUUGUUUAAUAGUUUCAUCAGUCUUGAAACAAGGAGUCAUCAGGGUUUUGUGGAAACGGGAUGUUUCCUUUAACUGCAUGAAAUGUUCAAUACAUUUACGAACUUACGCUCUGUAAGAUGUAAAAGGACCAAUAAGCUUUAGUUAUGAUGAUGCUUUUUUUUCAAAAUUUGAUAGAUUUGACUCUGUUCAUGGAAGAGGCCAGAAGGAGUUGUGCAAUAGACUAUGAAUAAGUUUCUUGUAUAGAGUGAUGUUUAUUAAGAUUUCUUAAGACUGCUUCAUGUUGAACACUUUCUCUAUUGUGAUGCAUUUGUCUAUCAAUGAAACACAGGUGCACAUAUGUACCUGUUUAUGAUAAUGAAUACUGAAGGAAUUUGUUCAAACAUAUUUUAUUUGAAAUGUUCAAGAGGAAGCAAGGACUUUUUCACCUGACCAAGUAUGUAUAUGCUCUUCAUCAGUACUUUCCAUUGGGUUUACAACUUUGUUUGUUGUUGUUGGUUUUAUAACCUUCUGACCUGCCAGGGUAAUUUGAGGCUUAGCCUCAUUGUAGCAGCUGGUGGCUACUUCACUGAACAAUAUACGGAAGACCGAUCAUAUGCUAGAAAGAGUAGUUAAGAUUAAAUGUCUUGGACAAAGCCACAACAAUGACAACCCAGACAGGUCCAUUUAUGGGCUCCCCAAAACAUACACUGCCACAGGUAGGGAGCUCAAACCACCCACCUCAGAUCUUCACCGGAGGUUACAAGAUUGCUCUUCACAUAAAGCUAUACCAGUACUGUAAAUCUACAUGUUUUAGCACAUUCUGAUUUCAUUGAUGGGAAAUAUGAUUGGACUAAUUAUGUGUAACAUUUCUAUACUAUUUCUAUAACAAAAUAGAAUGUGGGUGCACCAAUUGCCAUUACACUUAUUUGUUAAGAUUUGAUAAUUAGUUAAAUUUGUGUUCACAAAAACACUCAGUACUUGAUUAUGUUUACAAUGUCUUCAGGAUCAUGAUGACUCUCAUAACGUGGUCUACACAGUACAGUACAUUUUACUGCGAAUAAUGAAUGAUUGAAAUACAAAAAAUGUUCUUCAUUGCAUGGCAGUUCUCAUUGACCCCUAUAUCAGAUACAAAGGUCAUUUUGUCCAACAUUUAAUGUCACAGCUCUAGUGUCAAGUGACAAUGAUGAUGUCAUCAUUAGAGUGUAUCCAUGGGGACAUUGAUAGUACAGCCUUCAAAAGGCUAGCCCAGCUGAUUUCCAUAUAAGGGGUAUUAAAAUGACAUGACAACAAAAUGGUUGGACCUAUAAAAUAGCUACAUCGUAUCUGACAUAAGGUAUGGCAUUUAUCAUCUAUACUGGUUACUGUGUGAAAUUUUGUGUUAUACAAUGUUCUUAAUGUAUGUAGUGAGAAAUUGUGCUUAUGUGGUUACAUGACUUGAAUGUACAUGUGUAUAUAAAAUAUAUAAUUGAUAGAGAGAAAGAGUAUAGAGGUACCAUAGAUAAUAUGUACCUUUAAUCCUUGUUUUAUUCAGAAAAGUGAAUAAGGUUGAAUGGUGCAUUGUACAACUGUGAUUUUUAACAAAUAAAUUAUGACAUUAGAUA
Pecten maximus is the source of this 5836-nucleotide messenger RNA. Its product is annotated as phosphoinositide 3-kinase regulatory subunit 4-like. Gene Ontology annotation, biological process: late endosome to vacuole transport; autophagy of peroxisome; protein phosphorylation. NCBI's taxonomy places the organism in Eukaryota, Metazoa, Mollusca, Bivalvia, Pectinida, Pectinidae. The record is from RefSeq and is a predicted model, not a curated record. The transcript has 34 exons. Bases 76 to 4149 code for a protein of 1357 amino acids. Gene Ontology annotation, molecular function: protein serine/threonine kinase activity; ATP binding; protein binding. Gene Ontology annotation, cellular component: nucleus-vacuole junction; phosphatidylinositol 3-kinase complex, class III, type II; late endosome.